CGGUUUCCAUCUUAAACCACAGAAGACUAGAGUUCUGAUUUUGGUUCACCCUCUUCAGUCUUCAGACUUACUUCCUCUGUCUCUCCACCCAUGUCUGAGAAUCCGUUAGAACCCAUCUUCAAAACCUUCCAAAGAAUUUCAAAUUCUAUUCAAACCCAACUUUUCUCCUUCACUGGCUUAGCUAUUCACCCUUCACCUUCCAAUGAAAAGCCUCUUCUUUCUCUAUCCCCUUCCAAUAAGCCAAAUUCAUCAUACCCUACUGACAUUUCCGCUAAGGGUAAAGCCUCUCAGCCAGUAACGAAGGAGGAUCUUGGAAGGUCCACCUGGACAUUUCUUCACACUCUUGCGGCUCAGUAUCCAGAGCACCCAACUAGGCAGCAAAAGAAGGAUGUGAAAGAACUGAUGACAAUUUUAUCACGGAUGUAUCCAUGCAAGGAAUGUGCAGAUCACUUUAAAGAAGUUUUAAGAGCAAAUCCUGUUCAAGCUGGAUCUCAAGCUGAGUUCUCUCAAUGGCUAUGUCAUGUUCAUAAUGUUGUUAACAGAAGCCUAAGCAAGCCCAUAUUCCCUUGUGAGCGAGUUGAUGCUAGAUGGGGCAAGCUGGACUGUGAGCAACGUCUGUGUGAUUUACAGGGAACUACAACCUUUGGGGAUGACAUCUGAGACUAUUCAAUCUUCUUUUGUUAAUAUCAAGAUUAUCUUGUAUGACUGAUUCUUAUAUACUAUUUGGAUUUCUGAGGUUACAAGAGAUGAAACUAGUUCUUCCCUACACAACGAUUUGGUCCCUCUGAGUUGCAUAAAUGCAACUUAAUGGGUUACUUUAUAUUCUAAGGAAAUUUUGCAAACAAGUGCCAAUAACUUAUUCGUUUUGGAAAUAACUAAAAAAACCGCAGGGUUUUUCUACAUGGUAUCCUUGAGGUAUUUACUUUAAUAUGUUGUAGUCCUUCAAUCUUGGUUCCAUGUGGUACCCUCAGGUCCAUAUAGGAACCAUGUGGCACCCUUGCUGUUAUAUAGACGUUAAUGAAUCCGUUAGUUUUUGUGUAAAGCUGCCCUUACUGGCUAACUGCCACUACCAUCUCCAAAACCAAAAAUUGCCUCAACCACCAGAUUUAAACCACUACUACCACCUCCUUAAACCACAUCUGAACUUUAAAACCACCACUAUCACCUCAUGAAUCCAUCACUAUCAGUUCUAUCACAUUCUUAAACCACCAAUAAACGACAAAAUCACAACCACUUUUGCUAAACUGUCAUAAACACCAUCCCUAUAUCACACAACCACCUCUAAAACUUCCUGAAUCAGGAAAA
Molecule: messenger RNA, 1305 nt
Organism: Chenopodium quinoa (quinoa)
Lineage: Eukaryota; Viridiplantae; Streptophyta; Magnoliopsida; Caryophyllales; Amaranthaceae
Product: FAD-linked sulfhydryl oxidase ERV1-like
Exons: 7
Coding region: 91-660 (189 amino acids)
Cellular component (GO): mitochondrion
Molecular function (GO): flavin adenine dinucleotide binding; flavin-dependent sulfhydryl oxidase activity
Source: RefSeq, a predicted model, not a curated record